UCCGAGGCUUAAGCUUAAGCUUCAGCCAACCUCCUUCUUGUUCCACUAUGAAUAGGCUUACAUCUGAUCCGAGUUUAGAACUCUGUCCGGACUUUACCUCCUACAUCUAUCAAACUAGUCGCGCCCGACUUGUUAAUCAGAACAACAACUUGAACGAGGCUCAAGUAGUUGGAAUUUUGCAAGCUGUGUGGGUAGUUACCAAUAACACCCAUAAGGUCCAAUGGCAGCGGCAACUUCAGGAAGACCAAGCCGCUGUCACAGAACAGCAGAACCUCGAAGAUACCAAAUGUCAACUCCAAGCCUCGCAUCUCAAGGAUUCGGAGGCAGCUUUUCUAGAAGAAGAUCGGAAGCAGAAUCCUUUCAAAUACAUUCCCAUUCCCAACCGUCCGCGUCCCUUGUGCACUGUACACAAUGUCCUCCUUUCUGAUUUUGCCAUAACAAAGCUCGUUAAAGGUCAGUAUGUGGAACUUUACUACUGGACUAAUGGGGGUCUCCCGGCAGAUGCACGAUCAACCUAUCGCACUGCUGACGACGAAUGCAUGGGGCCUUAUACAAGCCCUGGGAGCUCCACUACAGCGGGUGCUGCUCAUCAGGUGGCUAGGGUCAUUCCCGACCAUAGUCUCACUCCCAUCGACUUCGCUCAAGCUGUCCCUCGCGCACUCGCGUCAUUCCAACAAUGUGGUUGGGCAGCCGAACGUAUCCAGAUGCUUGCAGCCUUUUGGCAAGCGUUGAUGCGUCAUGAUUACUGGAACUCCAUCGACCCUCUUGCACAGCGUGCAUUGCUCGUCUACCAGGAUGAGCAACGGCGAGCAUGGCAUCAAGCCAUUCCCCUCCCCGACGGGGCAUGGGACAUUUCUAUUCUAGAUGACAAAGAAAUCAAAAUAAUCUUUGAGACAAUCUACCGGGAAGAUCGGUGUCGUCGUGACGAUGAAUGGGACGCUCGACAUCUUCAAUCUUUGUACCCCAGAGGUGCGCUAGAUGAUCAUUCAUCCAACCAUCGUGUCCGGCGCUCGAGGCGCGCAUCCUCUUCUAAAGGACGUCGACGCUCAGCCUCUCCUCCCGUGCACAGCAACUCGGCGUCCUUCUACAACUAAUCCAAAAGUCGUGUUUUAGUCUCAAACCUGGCGGUUUUGCCCAAACUCGAAUUACUCUCAUUGGGUGCCAAUUAAUUUGUUUAUCUUGCGAACGCGGUCGGUUGCAAG
Suillus clintonianus is the source of this 1202-nucleotide messenger RNA. RefSeq lists its product as uncharacterized. Lineage: Eukaryota; Fungi; Basidiomycota; Agaricomycetes; Boletales; Suillaceae. The record is from RefSeq and is a predicted model, not a curated record. The transcript has 3 exons. The coding region runs from base 48 to 1094 and encodes 348 amino acids.